Molecule: messenger RNA, 474 nt
Organism: Phytophthora sojae
Lineage: Eukaryota; Oomycota; Peronosporomycetes; Peronosporales; Peronosporaceae
Exons: 1
Source: RefSeq, a predicted model, not a curated record
AUGAGUCUCUCUGCACUCAUCCCUGCGAACACGCAAAAAGCGUGCACCACAGGGAUUGGUGCUUUUGAGCGCAUGCUAGAAGCAGAGAAUGUGUCUAUGAAUGUCAUUCAAGCCUGUGUGCGUGGUGACAGUUCUGGCAAGAGCCUUGCUGCCAUUAUGGACCGCUUUGGCUACUACCUCGCCACGUAUGAAGGUAAGAAAGGUAAGUUGGCGUCUAACACAGCCAUUUCAUACUUUAGAAACGUUAAGCUUUGGUUUUUCGAUGAGCAUCCUCAUCUUCGGGUUCCUACAGAGUUAACCCUGCUAAAGCAAGGCAAGACUUUGGAAAAACAUUGCUUGAAACGGGACAAUGGGGGAUUUACUAACAAAGCUCCGCCUUGCACGAAGGCGGAUUUAAGGUCACUAAUUCGCUAUGUCUACAGCACGGCGUCUGUCGCCACCGACUACGAAGAUGCGGCGCUCGCGUGCCUCAUG